GUGAGGGAAGCAUAUUUGGCGAGGCGCACGGCAUUGCAGAAGUUCAAGUUCUUUGAUCCUUUUGUUGGUGACAUGUUAGCACUUCAUAAACCUUGCAACCAUAUAUUAUUGGAGAAAAACACUUUUACCUUUUCGCAGAGCUUUGGAGUAUUGGAGCCAUUAUAAGAACCUUCACUUUAGAUGCAACUGGUCUCGAAUUACUUGGGAAAGAAUGAAAGAUCUUUGUAUUGUAUAUUUCCAACAAUAUUUUUAUGAGAAUCUACCCCGAUCUUCUCCUAACAAUUUUCAAGAUUGAAGAGAUAAUAUACCUAUAAAAAAAAAGAUUUUAGAGAUAAUGAGGCAAUGGUUGACAACCAAUUGCACAAAAUAAGAUGAAUGCUCUUACAUUUUCUUGUACUCCGCUUACUCAUGAACUAUAUCUGCCAUGCAUCAAGACUUAGAAUAUCUAAAGAAAGCUGUUCAAGACUUGACUGUUUAGACGAAGCAAAUGAAGACCCAACUUGAUUAAAUCGGAGUCCCAAGGAUGGUAAAUCACAAUGAGCUUACUGCUACCUGCAUAGAAGAUGAGAUUGAUAAUGAGAUAUCGGUAAUAGAGGAGAUUGGUCUUGACAUGGAAGUACAAAUGUCAAUUUGAAGUUGUUUCAAUGAUCAUGCAACCAGAAGAGUCUACUAUAGAGCCUAAACAACAAGAACCCUCUAUGCUUGAAGAAUCCAACAUGGUGCAUGAAGAUCUACACUUGAUGAAGUCAAAAAGGUUUAUAUGUCAAUUCCACAUGUUGCUUUUAUGAUUCCAUAAGAGUAUAAAGUGGCAGAAUGUAAGGUUUUUCUAUUCUUAGUGCUCCCCAAGGUGAUUUCUGAAUUGAAGCAAGCGUAACGUGCCAAAGUCCUAAUUCUUCAACACAAACUUGAGGUUGAGUUUUCUCCAACCAGGGGAGUAUGAUCCAGGAGCACAACCAAGAUUAGUUAAGAAUUUUUAUUUCAGAUUUUCAUAAGAUGUUCAUAAAAUUAUUUAAGAUUUUACUUGUUCCUUUUAUUUUGAGUUCAGGUAGAGAUUAUCUUUUAGAUUGGGAUUAGUUUCUAGAUUAGUUUUAGUUUUUAGAUAGGAUUAUUUUUUUAUUCCUGGAAGCUCUAUAAAAAGGUUUCAGGUGGGGGUUUUACUGUAACAGGAGACAUUUGAUGAAUAAAAUUUCAGAUUGGAGAUUUUCCAAAUUGGGCCCAGUGAUUGAAAUGAGAAAGAUUGAUAACUUUUUAAGAAGAAUGUGUUAUGAUCUCCUUAUACUAAGUGAGGGUACCGCAAGCAUAACUUGUAUGAGGUCAUUUCCCCUUAAUGAAACUUCUUUAUUUCAAAGUGAAACACAAAGUGAAGAAAAUGUGUUGGUUACCGCAAGCUGCGACCGCUCCAUUCGUAUAUGGUGGGAGGGUUCUUGCCACCGACGUUUUAGGGGCCACGAUGGGCCAGUCUUUACCUUGUCAGAUAAAUUGUUAGGUCAUGGCAACAGCAAAGUAUUGGCAAGUGGAGGGGAAGAUGGUACCGUUCGCCUUUGGUCCCUUAAAUCUGUUGGCAAGCGUGGCCAGAGUGCUUUAAAGGCUACUCUGUAUGGGCAUGAGUCAUCUGUAAAGUUGAUGUCUGUUGCAGGGCAUAAAACUUCUCUUUUGGUGACCCUUUCAAGAGAUUCCAAGGUGAGGGUUUGGGAUACAACUAAAUCAUCUUCUGUUGAUUCAUCAUGCUGUGUGGGAAAGGCCUCUCUUUCUGGGUCACCUGUAAAUGUGAAGUGCCAUGAGUCUCUGCUCUAUGUGGCUGCUGGUUCCUCUGUUAUUGCAUUCGAUUUAAGGAUAAUGCGAAAAGUUCUUACUGCUGCAAAUCAUCAACCAAAGUUGCACUCGUUUGAGAUGUUGCCUUCAAAAUCCUUGAUCUGCACUGGUGUUGGUGGGAGAGCACUGCUUUGGGAUAUUAGAAGAAACCAGGAGACGAAACCAGAACCAAUAGUUGAGUUGGGUGCACACACAGGCUCGGUGUCAUUCUUGCACAUGGAUCCAUACAAAAUAGUUACAGGAGGCCGUAAGGAUUUUAACAUUAAUGUUUGGGAGACUGACACUGGUACACAAACAAAUUCAUUGAGUUGCCGUUCUGAUGAUUUACCAACUACUGGCUCUGGGUGUACUGCCCUUGCAGUAAAUGGUUGUCGUAUUGUUACUGCUUGUGGUGGUGAGGGAAUUGGCGUUGUCCGCUUUAGGGACUUUAAAAAUGCUACUUGUCCUGUUGUCAAAUUUGAAAAUGAGCAUGCUUCGAGGUUUUGGGAUCCACAAUCUUAUAGUGAUACUGAUGGCUCAGAUGACUAUACUGAUAGCUCAGAUGACUAUUCUGAUUACUGAUGACUCAAAUUGCCGAGCAGAUUUACUUGUUUAAUGCAUAAUUAAUAGCCCGUAGUCAUGUGGGGGGUUUUUGUUUUGGGGUAUAGCGGACAGACACCAGAUCAGUGUAAUUGUUUUUCCUCUUUACAAAAGGUGUACAAAUGAAAGGAAAAACAUAUUGAGAUAUGUUUUGUUUAUUCUGUUCGCAAGGUUUUCAAAAUGCUGCAAAUGGACAAAUUGCUGAUUUGCAAGACAAUGCUAUAUCUCUAUUCUGUUGUGUACUCUAUGGCAAGCUUGCGGGUAUAUUCCAUGCAGACCAAUGUUGCUGGAUAGACCAUAACUGAUAACACCAUAGCCAUUUUGAAAUUCUUGUACUGAUAACUGGAACCCUUAUUGCUAUUGGCACCUUAUAUGUACAUUUUCAUAUGCGCUUUGCAAUUUAGAA
Messenger RNA from Quercus robur (English oak), 2797 nucleotides. RefSeq lists its product as uncharacterized. Gene Ontology annotation, molecular function: protein binding. The transcript has 8 exons. The coding region runs from base 1177 to 2373 and encodes 398 amino acids. NCBI's taxonomy places the organism in Eukaryota, Viridiplantae, Streptophyta, Magnoliopsida, Fagales, Fagaceae. The record is from RefSeq and is a predicted model, not a curated record.